AUGUUCAUCCUUACCAAUGCAUCCAGAAUCACAUUAGUUAGUGUUGCAGCGCCGAUAGGAGGUGAUAUUGAUAAAGAGUUAUACAAAAAGGCCAUGGUAAUGCGAGAACCUAAAGCUAAUAAAGAUGUUAUUGUUUCUGACUUGAUCAGUGGUAUUGUGGUGACAGAACGUGGAGGAAGUCAUCACUUCUCCUACACAGGACCUACAUCAGGAUCACGACUAUCACCACUAGGAAUCUGUGUAGACGCACUGUCACACAUCCUGGUGUCUGAUACUAAAAGCAAAACAGUUCAAAUAAUUGACAAAGACGGUCGGUCACUUCUUAUCACUCUUCCAAAAAUAAACAAGAAAAAUGUAUUAGGAAGUCUGGCUUAUGACAACAAAAAUCAGCUUCUCUUGGUUGGAAUAAGAGAUUAUAACAAAAGAGUGGAUGUAUAUAGAUACAUAAAGAGAAAGGACUAUCUCACAGUCAAACAACAUGACUAA
Messenger RNA from Saccostrea echinata, 486 nucleotides. RefSeq lists its product as uncharacterized. NCBI's taxonomy places the organism in Eukaryota, Metazoa, Mollusca, Bivalvia, Ostreida, Ostreidae. The coding region runs from base 1 to 486 and encodes 161 amino acids. Gene Ontology annotation, molecular function: protein binding. The record is from RefSeq and is a predicted model, not a curated record. The transcript has 2 exons.